GGUAGUAUAAAUUACGUUUUGAUGCAAGAGAUAUGAAAGUGGAAAAUAUGUUGUUGAGGUCCGUGUUGACGUGUUCAAAGUCCACCCAUAAUGGCAUUUCUUUGUUGAUCAGCCACAAGUUCGUGUCAGGUGUUCUGAUUAAUCAUGAAAGCAUACAGAUCCGCAACAAGUCGUUUAAGCAUUAUCUGGAUUACUCGAACGUCCCCAAGCUAGAUGAGGCCGAUCUUGAGGAACAGUUUGUCCGCGGUAGCGGACCGGGUGGUCAAGCAACGAAUAAGACAAACAACGCGGUUGUAUUGAAGCACAAGCCCACAGGGCUCGUCGUAAAGUGUCACGACACGAGAAGCCAGUGGGACAACAGGAAACUCGCGCGCGAACUUCUGAUGACGAAGCUCGACAAUUUGUUGAACAAGGAGCGCUCCAUUGAAGCCCAGAUACAUGCCCUCGAGAAAAAACAGCAGUUGCAAAAAGAUUACAAGAGAAAGAAGCGAGACGAAAUGAAGAAAGCAUUUCGCGAACGCGAAGGCUUGACGUAACACAGGUUAUGUAAUAAAUUUCUUCUAGAAUACAAAUUAAAAUGUAAUUUUUAGCUUUAAGGAAUAAAUAAAACUUAUAUACAAAG
Molecule: messenger RNA, 622 nt
Organism: Monomorium pharaonis (pharaoh ant)
Lineage: Eukaryota; Metazoa; Arthropoda; Insecta; Hymenoptera; Formicidae
Product: probable peptide chain release factor C12orf65, mitochondrial
Exons: 1
Coding region: 33-536 (167 amino acids)
Biological process (GO): translational termination
Cellular component (GO): mitochondrion
Molecular function (GO): translation release factor activity
Source: RefSeq, a predicted model, not a curated record